AUGAAGGAUCCAUUAGAAUAUUUAAAUAAAAUAAACUUUAAUACGAAUAAGUUUCCUCAAUAUACUCAUUUAAUUGAACACAGUCCGUCUGAACAUGAAAAUGAGAAAGUUAUAAGAAUUUGUCGAUGUUGGCAAUCAGCUAAAUUUCCCUAUUGCGAUGAUACACAUAAGAUAUUUGUUGAAAAUGGUGACAAUGUUGGACCAUACGUUGCCAAGUUAGUCAGCUACAAAUUGUCAGAGGAAGAAAAAUUGAAGAAACAAAAAUAUAAUGAAAAGUAUAUAAAACUAAAUAAUAAAAUGUCUUAUAUAAAAGCGGAUAAUUCUAAUUUUAAAUUGUUUAAUACACCUAUUAUAAAUUAUAAAUUUAAAAAAUAUGUUUUGUUAUCUUUUUUUGUUCUAACGUCAUCAGUAUUAUAUACAAAGAAGGAAAAGUUAUAUAACUUGAAUACUGAAAAUUAA
Plasmodium adleri (nom. inval.) is the source of this 459-nucleotide messenger RNA. RefSeq names its product CDGSH iron-sulfur domain-containing protein, putative. Gene Ontology annotation, molecular function: 2 iron, 2 sulfur cluster binding. The coding region runs from base 1 to 459 and encodes 152 amino acids. Gene Ontology annotation, cellular component: intracellular membrane-bounded organelle. The record is from RefSeq and is a predicted model, not a curated record. Lineage: Eukaryota; Apicomplexa; Aconoidasida; Haemosporida; Plasmodiidae. The transcript is spliced from 3 exons.